UUGAACCUAAUGUUUUAUUUAUUCUGUAGUGAAGUCGGUUUUACUGAUGCUGGAAAUUAUACUUGUAUUGUUACUAAUAAAUAUGGAACUGCAAAUGCAUCUGGAACUCUAACUGUCAAAGAACAUACAAAAAUCACAGCUGAACCAGAAGAUUAUGAGGUAGUUGCUGGAUCAAUGGCAACAUUUCAUUGCACAGCUACUGCCGAUCGUUCUUUACAUCUUAACAUUGACUGGUUAGCUAAAGAUGAGCCUAUUCAUUUUGACACUGAGCCUCGUUUUGUCAAAACUAAUGAUUAUUCCAUGACGAUAACUAAGACUAAUGAAUUAGACUCUGGAAUGUAUACAUGCUUAGCUAGAACAGAGUUAGAUCAGGCUACUGCUAGUGCUAUGCUUGUUGUACAAGACAAACCGAAUCCACCACAGUUACUAGGGAUCACUUGUAAUAAAAAAGAUACAGCUGUAAAGUGGCAACCAAAAGGAGAUAAUCGUUCACCUAUUUUACGUUACAUUAUUGAAUACAAUACCACCUUUGCUUCUGAUAGUUGGUCAGUUGCAUCAGAUAACGUUCCUGCAUCUGAUCAAACGUACAUUGUUUCAAUGACACCAUGGGCAAAUUUUACAUUUCGAGUAAUUGCCGUUAACAAAAUUGGUAGAUCACAACCAUCAUUACAUUCAGCGGUUUGCACAACACAACCUGAUGUACCAUACAAGAAUCCAGAAAACGUUGAGGCUGCUGGUACAGAACCUUCUAACCUUGUUAUUAGCUGGACGGUGAGUGUUAUUAUAAAUUAAAAUCCAUUUUACUAUGAUCUCACUAUUUCACAAAAAAAAAAAAA
Molecule: messenger RNA, 836 nt
Organism: Sipha flava (yellow sugarcane aphid)
Lineage: Eukaryota; Metazoa; Arthropoda; Insecta; Hemiptera; Aphididae
Product: neuroglian-like
Exons: 3
Coding region: 10-792 (260 amino acids)
Molecular function (GO): protein binding
Source: RefSeq, a predicted model, not a curated record